This is a messenger RNA of Papilio machaon (common yellow swallowtail), 706 nucleotides long. RefSeq lists its product as uncharacterized. The transcript has 3 exons. The coding region runs from base 225 to 701 and encodes 158 amino acids. The record is from RefSeq and is a predicted model, not a curated record. Lineage: Eukaryota; Metazoa; Arthropoda; Insecta; Lepidoptera; Papilionidae.
AAUACAAGUUAAUACAUGGUUAUAAAAAUUAAAAAAUAAAACUCUACACGCACCACACAUAUACCGAUAAGAUCGAAAAGUUAUUAGAUUUUUAGUGCGUCGGUUGCGCUCAGGUGUAACGAGUCGCCGAUAAGCGGAGGUAGAACUGCGCUGCACCGCAGUCUGCAUUCCUCGCCAUCGGGCACCGAGCACCGGGCAAGGCGCGAGCCGCACGCGGCGUCAGCAUGCGCCCGCCGCACCCCGCUAUCGCGCUCGGCCUGGCCCUCUGCGUCUGUGCACCGACCCCGCCCAUCGACCACAACUUUAGAUACGAGAAAUUACAAAAUUACGGACUAGGUAAGCGUAUAAUUCCAAACUAUAGACGUGUGAAUGUUGGAUACGCGUACCCCGAGCCGCUGGGCGGCACCGGGCCGGUGGGGGCGGCGGGGGCGGGGUACGUGCGCGGCCCCUACCGCAGCAUCUACCAGGGCGCGCGGCGCCGCGGCGACCGGCGCGUGUACAUGAAGCGCUUCGACUACGCAGCUAAGCCCUCCGGCCACCGCAUCUUCUGCCAGGCCAUCACCGACUGCGAGAUCUCGCACGUGGCGAUAGAGACGGGCGGGGGCGGGGGCGGGGGCGUGCCGGUGUUGCUGCGCGGAGGCGCGGGCUACCGACACCUCAGCGCGGUGGUGAAGGGGCGGGGAGGUAGGACUAGUGUGUAGGACAA